Messenger RNA from Nothoprocta perdicaria, 3263 nucleotides. RefSeq names its product SWI/SNF-related matrix-associated actin-dependent regulator of chromatin subfamily D member 1-like. Gene Ontology annotation, cellular component: nucleus; SWI/SNF complex; membrane. The record is from RefSeq and is a predicted model, not a curated record. Lineage: Eukaryota; Metazoa; Chordata; Aves; Tinamiformes; Tinamidae. Bases 16 to 1875 code for a protein of 619 amino acids. The transcript is spliced from 13 exons. Gene Ontology annotation, molecular function: sodium channel activity. Gene Ontology annotation, biological process: regulation of transcription by RNA polymerase II; sodium ion transport.
UGCCCCGGCCGCACGAUGCCCCUGCAGAUCUUCUGCACCGUGUCCUUCUCCCGCGAGGACAGGCAGGCGGCUGCGGCGGCCGCCGACGGCGGCACCGGCGAGGACGGGGCCGACGAGAUCCUCUACGGGCAGGAGGAGGACGAAGAGGAGGAGGAGGCGGCGGCGGCGGCCGCAACCGACCUGGUGGCCUUCGCCGGCAGCUGCACCCUGCACGGGCUGAGCCACAUCUUCGUGGAGGGCAGCGUGGGCGCCCGGCAGGCGCUCUGGGCGCUCGCCUUCCUCCUCUCCCUCUCCGUCUUCCUCUACCAGGUGGCCGACCGCGUCGCCUGCUACCUGCAGUACGAGCACGUCACGCUGCUGCGCGAGGAGCAGAGCGCGGCGCUCGCCUUCCCCGCCGUCACCUUCUGCAACGUGAACCGCGCGCGCCUCUCGCAGCUCAGCCCCCACGACCUGCUCUACCUGGCGCCGCUGGUCGCCUACGAGCCGGGCAUCGCGCCGGGCUUCGCCCCGCGCCGCCCCGAGCCCCUCGGGGAYGAGGACGAGCCCCUCAAUCUGCACGGGUUCUUUAACCGCACGUGCCACCGGCUCGAGGACAUGCUGCUGAGCUGCAGCUACCGCGGCGAGCGCUGCGGCCCCGGGGACUUCGCCGCGGUGAGUAGCCCCGUGCCGGCCGUGCCCAACCGCAACCACAACGCCAAGAAGAAGAAGAUGGCAGACAAGAUCCUACCUCAGCGGAUUCGUGAGCUGGUCCCCGAGUCCCAGGCCUACAUGGACCUGCUGGCCUUCGAAAGGAAGCUGGACCAGACCAUCAUGCGGAAGCGCCUGGAUAUCCAGGAGGCCCUGAAGCGACCCAUUAAGCAAAAGCGAAAGCUGCGUAUUUUUAUCUCCAAUACGUUCAAUCCAGCCAAGUCGGACGCCGAGGAUGGCGAAGGAACUGUUGCCUCGUGGGAGCUGCGGGUGGAAGGACGGCUCCUGGAGGACUCUGCUUUGUCUAAAUACGAUGCCACCAAACAGAAAAGAAAGUUCUCGUCCUUCUUUAAAUCCCUGGUCAUUGAACUUGAUAAAGACCUGUACGGCCCCGACAAUCACCUGGUAGAGUGGCACAGGACGGCCACGACCCAGGAGACGGACGGCUUCCAGGUGAAGAGGCCGGGCGACGUGAACGUGCGCUGUACCGUCCUGCUGAUGCUUGACUACCAGCCUCCCCAGUUCAAGCUGGAUCCGCGCCUGGCCCGUCUCCUGGGCAUUCACACCCAGACCCGCCCCGUGAUCAUCCAGGCGCUCUGGCAAUAUAUUAAGACCCACAAGCUGCAGGACCCCCACGAGCGGGAGUAYGUCAUCUGUGACAAGUACCUGCAGCAGAUAUUUGAAUCCCAGCGGAUGAAGUUCUCCGAAAUCCCCCAGCGGCUUCACGCGUUGCUUAUGCCCCCGGAACCGAUCAUCAUUAACCACGUGAUCAGUGUUGACCCAAACGACCAGAAGAAAACAGCCUGCUAUGACAUUGAUGUGGAGGUGGAUGAUACUUUGAAGACUCAGAUGAAUUCCUUCCUGCUCUCUACGGCCAGUCAACAGGAAAUUGCUGCUUUGGAUAACAAGAUUCAUGAAACAAUAGAAACAAUCAACCAGCUGAAGACGCAGCGGGAAUUCAUGCUGAGCUUCGCCCGAGACCCUCAGGGCUUCAUCAACGACUGGCUACAGUCCCAGUGCCGGGAUCUGAAGACGAUGACUGAUGUUGUGGGGAACCCCGAGGAGGAGCGUAGAGCCGAGUUCUACUUCCAGCCGUGGGCUCAGGAAGCCGUGUGCCGAUACUUCUACUCCAAGGUGCAGCAGAGGCGGCAGGAGCUGGAGCAGGCCCUGGGAAUCCGGAACACAUAGGCUGCUUCCUCUGCGUYCAGAAGGCACCUCAGCUACUUGUGGAGGCGGAGAGCUGCGGAGGAUGCUGUUAAUCCCACUCCGGCACYGAGGCCUGCGCCACCAUCCAUGCUGGCAUUGUCCCUCUGGGCUCUCCUGGGGUGUGACAAGCAGACAGGCUCCAACGAGCACACACUUCUACCUGGUUUUCCUUCUGACUGUUGCCUUGUCAGUCCCAAGGCUUCCGCGAGCCUCCCCGUGGCUCCRCACCGCCUGUAGUGUCCCCCGUAGCCGGUACGACUGCUGUCUCGGAACCCCUCGAGCUCAGAAACCCUGAGCAGCCUCCCCUCCUCAACUAGCACCUAGUCGUGGCGCAGGCGGGACACGGGCCUGGGCCRCCAGCUCUGCUUCCAGCUCUGUCGCGGGGAUGGAGCCCUGUGAGCAGCGUCCUCCCUGCUUGGUUUUUAUAGUGAGGUGCCCUCCUGCUCCGAGGGGGCUGCUGCUGCACGGCAUCACCUCCCGGGUCACUCCUUGAGGAAGAGUUUACCCGACUCCAGAGAACUGCUCCUUCCCUUGUCCCUUUUCUGUUUCCCUCGUUUCCUUYGUGUCCUUGGGCAGGCUGUCCAGGCCAGGGACGGGAGGCGCUGGCUCCGGGCAGGGAUGUGGAAGCGCCGGACCAGGGCUCCUGGGUUUGAUGUGCGGGGUUACGGGACAGGCUGUGGGGCAGACGCAGCUCCGUGCGUCGGGUUUCCUCGCUGAAGCUCCUCGUUGGGCAGUUUUAGGUUGUGGGGCUGCUGUAAGGCCCAGCAUGGAUCAGGAAUGUACAAGUGGAUUUUCUCAACCUUGGGGAGUAGCAGCCUGGCUGCUUCUCCAUKGAAUGAAUUAACAGUGAAUUAAUUAAUGGUUAGGAGUAAGAGAAUGGAUUCUCUUAACCUGAAUCUCAGUAUUUCUGCUCGGGCCUGAAAUGCAAAGGACCUCAAAAGCUGGUCAUGUUCUCUCGGAGCCAGCCCCAAAAUCAUGUUACUGACGAGCCCCCCCGUAGUCCGCCCCAUCCCGGGGUGGCCGGGAAGCUCACUCUGAAUUUGGGAGCCCGGGUGGCCCUGCUGCUCGUGUCUGUGUUACUACAUGUCUGUGAGUAAUAGACUCUCGACUCCCUUCUCCUCUGCCCCUUAUGAAGCGGCUCCUCUGUGGCACCGGGGUGAAGGUCUUGGUGCUGACGAAGCAGCUACUGACUCCUCAGGGUGAUCACACGUGAAGGAUGCUGAGUACUGCGUAGGCAAGCGUAGUUGUUGCAGAGUAACUGCUUUUCUUAACUGAUUAUUAUGUUUUUUUUUUCCAUGGACCAAAUUUUUUUUUUGUAUUGUACCCUUGUAGACGUCACCCGGUUUUAAUAAAAGCCUCGUGCGAGGGAA